Molecule: messenger RNA, 1991 nt
Organism: Plectropomus leopardus (leopard coralgrouper)
Lineage: Eukaryota; Metazoa; Chordata; Actinopteri; Perciformes; Serranidae
Source: RefSeq, a predicted model, not a curated record
AUGACAGCUGGAACUGUUGUCAUAACUGGAGGAAUACUGGCCACAGUGAUACUUCUGUGUAUCAUAGCUGUGCUCUGCUACUGUAGACUCCAGUACUACUGCUGUAAGAAGAAUGGGUCUGACAGCGGUUCCAUCUCUCAGCAACACUUUGCCUGCAAUGCCUGCAGUGUCUCCGGCCUGGAUGGGUCGAUUGUCACCCCGCUGUCCAUGUCGCCACCAGAGCCGCCCGGAUCCUCUGACCCAACCAAACCCACAGGGAGGCAACGCACUUACUGCCCCACCUGCUCACCGUAUGACUCGCCCUUCUACAUCCGUACCACUGAUGAAAUGCGCAACGGUGGCGAGCGCAUCACCUACAUGCCCACGCACUAUGAGAACCAGGCGCUGGCCAUGCCGCUGCCCUCUGUCCGAGGCUCCCUGCUGAGGGACACUCACAGAGGGCGGCCUCCGGAGUUUUACACCAACACCAGAGCCGUCAGCACUGAGGUGUGACCAACCCCCGAAAAACCCCAACACCACCCAUACACACACAGACACACCUGUCUUCACUCACGCACACACACCAGCACCAACACUAACAGGACCGCAAACUUAGUUUUGACACCUACUGCAGCUGCCAGUGAGGAUCUGCAGCAUAAAGGCCCACUGUUUGUGAAGGUUAUCACAUUUGUUUAGGGUUUGGGGGGAUUAAAGAGAGAAUUGUUUUAGCCGACUGCUGAAAGUGACAAGCAAGGAUCACUCUCAAAGCUAGUUUCUCACUUUAUACCCUUACAUUUUAAGUUUUCAUGUUCAGUAAGAUAGUAAUUCUGUAAUUGAUGGUAGAUUAAACUGUAGUUUUCUUGUAAGAAAAUGUCUCUAUGCUCCCACAUGAAGGGUAUGGUUGUAAACUUGUAAUCUGUCUGUUGACUGUUACUGUGUCUUUACUGACUGAGGGCUAUCUUAGAUAAAUUAUGUUUUCCCCCUGCUACACAUCUUCCUACUGACUGCCAAAAAGACAAAAAAGGAGUAUGAUGCAGUAAAUAUGAAGCAAUGUUUUCAUGAUAAGCAGAAGGCAGACUGAAAUACAUUUGAAGAAGUCCCAAGAAUUGAACAUCCCAUCUGCAGUUUUCUGGAUCUCUGGAAACAUGCUUGAGUUACAGGAAAGGUGGAAGAGGACAAACGACCUGAACUUUCUCUAUGCAAGCUGUCUGGCAAACCACUGCAGCUCUUCAUUUCCAGUCUGCUUCUUUCAGCAGUUUUUGUUCCAUCGGGUGAGAUAUGGUGAUGCUGCACAUGUAGAUAGACAUACAAGCAUUUAAACCUGGAUCAUGGAUACAGUAGCUCUCCUGGGUUGCUAGAUCCACACUGAACCUCCUCUUUCUCCCCCAAGGUGUAAAACAUGUGAACGAGCAAGGGCGCCUGAGCCCUUGAAUGCAACAGUGGAAAGCUUGAAAUGAACUGAGUGAAUUUCUCUUUUGACCGUGAUGCAAAAAGUUUGAUAUGUAAAUAUUCACCAGAAGGCAACAAACACGUCUCUUGAUCCCAUUGUGUUCUCUAUGGACAGAGAUGCACCCUGAGAUUUGAUGUAUUUUGAAUGAGGGAGUGUGAUUUACUAGUUUGUGCUAAUUUGUCCACACACUCCUCCUAUACUCCUGUACUACUCUCAUGUUGAAUCUGUGAAAUGCAAAUAAUCAUGUCAUUUCUUUUAAUUUUUUUUUUCAUAUUGUGAGAAGUCAGAUUACACGUUUAUGUGAUAGAGAACCUUUUCACAGCAUUCAUUUUUUUACAUAACACUUACCCAACAUUGCCUGUCAUACACAAUAAUAUUUCCAGUGAUAUUUGUCUUUAUAUUUAUGUGUACAGCAGGAUGCAGUGAGGCUGAAUAAGCAGUGCAAGUAACCUUAAGGACUUGAAUGGUGUGAUAAUUGUUAUUUGACAAGAUUUUCGGACAGGCCUGGUGUUAUCAUUCACAUCAUUCACACAUUAAUCUGUUAAACCCGGGAGCAUCAUCA